AUGUGUCCCCGCCAGUCCUGCCCUGAGCCUUGGGCACAGAGAGGGGCAGGGGACAUGAGCCCCUUGUCACCCUGGUGUCACAGCAGGACACGGCAGUGUGGCCACACCGUCCCUUGUCACCUCCAGGGUGCCAGCCCCGGUGGCAGUGUCACCUCCAGGGUGGCAGUGUCACCUCCAUGGUGGCAGUGUCACCUCCAGAUGCCAUCCCUGGUGGCAGUGUCCCCUCCGUGGUGGCAGUGUCACCUCCCUGGUGGCAGUGUCCCCUUCUCGGUAGCAGUGUCACAUCCAGGGUCCCAUCCCCAGUGUCACCUCCAUGAUGGCAGUGUCCCCUCUGUGGUGGCACUGUCCCCUCCACGGUGGCCGUGUCACCUCCAUGGUGGCAAUGUCACAUCCAGGUUGGCAGUGUCACCUCCAGAUGCCAUCCCUGGUGUCCCCUCCAUGGUGGCAGUGUCCCCUCUGUGGUGGCAGUGUCACAUCCAGGGUGGCAGUGUCACAUCCAGGUUGGCAGUGUCACCUCCAGAUGCCAUCCCUGGUGUCCCCUCCAUGGUGGCAGUGUCCCCCUCUGUGGUGGCAGUGUCACAUCCAGGGUGGCAGUGUCCCCUCCCUGGUGCCAUCCCCAGUGGCACUGUCCCCUCCACGGUGGCAGUGUCACCUCCAUGGUGGCAGUGUCAUAUUCAGGGUGGCACUGUCACCUCUGUGGUGGCACUGUCGCAUCCAGGCUCCCAUCCCCGGUGUCCCCUCCCCAGUGGCACUGUCACCUCCAGGGUGCCAUCCGUGGUGUCCCCUCCCCAGUGGCAGUGUCACCUCCAUGGUGGCACUGUCCCCUCCUCGGUGGCAGUGUCACAUCCAGGGUCCCAUCUCCAGUGUCACCUCCAUGGUGGCAGUGUCACCCCCAUGGUGGCACUGUCCCCAGCAGCACUGUCCCCGUCACCCCAAGCCACCCCUGGUGACACCGCGGUGUCACCCCCUGUGUCCCCUGCCCAGUGCCACCCCCUGUCCCUGUCCCCGUCCCCGCAGGUGACAAUAAAUGCCAUCCCCCCUCCGUGUGUGGCUGUCAUUGUGUCAUUGUCCCCUCCCUGGGGACACCUUGGGGACAAUCCCAGGCUGAGGGGGGGCGGUGGCUUCGCGAUGUCCCCAAGCACAGUGACACGGUGA
Melospiza melodia melodia is the source of this 1155-nucleotide messenger RNA. It is a transcript of the gene PRR36, whose product is annotated as proline rich 36. Lineage: Eukaryota; Metazoa; Chordata; Aves; Passeriformes; Passerellidae. The transcript is spliced from 2 exons. The coding region runs from base 1 to 1155 and encodes 384 amino acids. The record is from RefSeq and is a predicted model, not a curated record.